This is a messenger RNA of Linderina pennispora, 1241 nucleotides long. RefSeq lists its product as uncharacterized. Lineage: Eukaryota; Fungi; Kickxellomycota; Kickxellomycetes; Kickxellales; Kickxellaceae. The transcript has a single exon. The coding region runs from base 8 to 880 and encodes 290 amino acids. The record is from RefSeq and is a predicted model, not a curated record.
AUUAGCAAUGAGUAACAUACCGAGCAUGGACAACAUGAUUUCCUUCAACCACAAGUCGAUGUUUCUAGGGCGAACAAUAACUGGAGGCGCGUUCGAGAAGUGGAUUAAUUCCGGUCCGUGUGGUGGGCUGCUGAAGGGAUUCCUGGAUGCGCUUGUCGAGGACCACAGCAAGACAUGGUCAUUCCAAAGCGUGAGAGCCUGGUCCUCAAGCAGCCGUGCGCAAAGGGUUUACAAGGAUGGGUUUGCGUCAGCAUAUACACCACCUGCAUCAAGCGACAGCAGCGGGAAACCACACACCGCAUUCACACACUUGGUAUCGGGAUAUUCCGCGACCAAGCCGUCAGACAUCCCACACUUCUGUGAGGCAUGGGGGGUACUGCAUUUUGGUCUUCUAGGUAGCCACUACGGGUUUGGAAACACCUUUGCACGGAUGGAGUAUACACGGCUGCUUUUAUCAGUCCAGACAAUUGCGCUGAGUGUCGCUGCCUCGAGCGGCCAAGUCCCCGGGCUGCCCGCGGUGUGCAGUACACUGGCGUCAGCCAUAGUCAGUGGCCUUGCGCAGGCGCAGUACACCACCACCUUGGUAGCAAACACCGCCCAUGUCACCCUUCGCGGGUCCUCGCUGGAUGGGCCGCAUCGGACUCUUGGGCCACGCGCUGCGGACCUCGCGCCAAGUGUUGCAGGGCACAGCCCACUUUCAUGGGCCAUACGGUUUGCCAGCAAUGACCACGGGAGCAUUGCAAUUCCAGACUCAAACACCGAGGGCAAGCUCAUCUGCGCAGUUGCGCAUCUAAUGGAAACACCUUGCGUGCUAGCUAACACGCGCGACGAUCUCAAGCAGGAAGGGGUAUCAUUCAUCAUCUCAAGCCCCUUCGCCUAGGCUUCAGAACUAACAUCAACAGCAUUCCUGUAUUAUCGUGAGACCUAUUGCCUUCACCUAAUGUUCGGGCCAGGAUUUACUUGCUGCUUUCUUUGCUUGGCUUUAUUCAUGGUGAAGCAGAACUAUUCUUCUUUCAUUAGAUAAUAGUUGAUACAGACAGUGGUUUCUAGGUUUGCUCUCACUGUUGGUUCUGUAAUUUUAUGCCAAUCUGAGAAGCACGUUUGGUCCCGGGAUUGCUAUCCUUCUGGGCUUUGUGCUUGUUUGCCAGAUGAAAGAUAUAUUUGCCAGUACCUGGCGAUUAAGCGAGGAACCACACACUUCAUUAGUUUACCUGUUAACUUGGGGAAUGAGUGGUUAUCGA